Messenger RNA from Xylona heveae TC161, 1384 nucleotides. RefSeq lists its product as hypothetical. Bases 398 to 1234 code for a protein of 278 amino acids. NCBI's taxonomy places the organism in Eukaryota, Fungi, Ascomycota, Xylonomycetes, Xylonales, Xylonaceae. The transcript has a single exon. The record is from RefSeq and is a predicted model, not a curated record.
AUCAGCUAAAAUGAUCAAAGCAGGGUGCUCUACCCAUUUUACUGUAUUGGUUCACAGUGUGGAUUGAAGUCGAUGCAGUGACGAGGGGAAGCGGGCCCAUGGAUGCAACCAAGAGCCUGCCGUGGGACAAAACCCUUUGGGGCGUCCGGGCGGGAUGGACCGACAGCCCCGCCGGAUAAGCAGUCUGAAGCGAAAUACUUUAUAGUACUUUAUAUAGAGUCAACUUCGGUUGAGGAAGGCUGGAGAAUCUGAGUAGGAAGGUACCUUCAAGUAUUGCCCCUCAAGCCAACGUCGAAUGGCAUCUGUUACGUAAGCGAGGAGGGGUCGCGUUGUGUCCGACAGGCGAGGGGUCGAUAAGUCACUGACAACCUCUAAAGGAUUAGGAGGGGAAAAUGACAUGAACUUACCUACGAAGAACAGAGGACUCAUUAAUGGGCAGGCGUUGAACUUGAAUAAGGGUCUCAUCUGCAUGAAACGGCUGUCAGCCUCAAACAUGUCAAUGAUGAAUGUGCCCAUGGUUUCAGAUAUGGGAAAGCAAGAAGACUUACCUACCUAUAGGUGUCCUUGGACAAGCUUGACAACGCGCCGUCUACGACAUCAUCCCGCAGCCGUCCUGCGGCAGCACUUGCGUCAGCCCAUGAAUGUGAAUCAGCUCGAACCCAAUAGCACUGCAUUCUCUCUCCACUCUAUGGGAGAUGCUCCCCACGCCCAUUCUUCCCACUUUUUCCUCUGUAUUUGGUUUUCUCGGGGGAGGCCAGUAGUCAUUUUGAAAAGCUUGCGGGGGUACAUAAUCUCUACUACUGCAUAUAAUAUUCCCGGCUUUUAUGCUCCGCUCGUAACUUUGGUCAUAGUCUUGCUUUUUCCCGCGUUAAAACCACACUGCGUGCAUUACAUAUCUACGUCUCUAAUCACCUUGCUUGUUCGUCCUUUUGAUUCACUUUUCAUUUCCCUCAGGUUUCAAUUUCGAUCAGCCUGGACUGCCUUGGAAAGUUGUGAGAGUGUGCUGCCCCGCCAAGCGCCCAAGCUCGGUAGCCCAAUCACGAUAGUCGGUGACAGAAACGCCUCGUCAACCCACGCCCAACCUCCUCCUGCUGAUGACGACGGGGUUUCCCUGGAUUUUUACUCUCUUCACUAUCAUCGCCCAACCACUCCCGCUUCUCUCUCCCUGUUCCUUUCUGCUUCAUUUUCACCCUGUCGCGAAACGCUUGGUCCCUGUCGUCGUUGGGCUCUUUGAAUCGUCUUGAAUGACCACUGACUGAUCUUUGCUUCUUCAUUUCCCUCUCACUGUGUUGCUGCCGGUAGCAACGGUGCUCCGUCUUCUAUGCAGAAUCUUUCCCCUUGCUGCUGAUUUAGAUUCGUACUUCGGUCAGCAUUACUGGUGUCU